Prorocentrum cordatum is the source of this 1968-nucleotide messenger RNA. Lineage: Eukaryota; Dinophyceae; Prorocentrales; Prorocentraceae. The record is from the annotation of a GenBank genome assembly.
AUGGCCCCAGGCAGCAAAAAGAAGACGACACACCCAGCAGGAGAGACGAAGUGGUCAGAGUCCCAACUUCGCGCCGCUGGAGUGUUGCUUCCAAAGAAGUCGCAGGACACCACAUCAAAAGUUGAUCGCCCGUCUGAGUGCGCUAGAGCGUACGCCCUGCGUGACCAGGUGCUGUCUGCGCUCGUCAGAGGUGACAAUCUUCGCCUCUAUCCUUUGCUCAGAUCAUUGGGCCAACUCCGUGUGACCAGACAAGUACUGGCUGUCACUGGCAUUGGCCAUUUGGUAGCGGACGCGUCCUUGUGGAGACGGUCGCCGCACCCCCGGGCUGUGAUAUUCUCAAUGGUUCUGAAACAAAAGUGGCUUCUGGACGUCAGGGGAACUGAUUCAUUGGACAUCUUAGGCGCUGAUGUGCGCGGAGAGUUGAAAGGUUUCAAGAACGAGUCUUUCCUCUGCACAGUGAAUGUUUGGGCAGAUGUUCUGGAAGAGAUGGAUUCGCCGCCAAUGCUUUGUCGUCUCCGGCAGCGCCUGGGUCUGAUUCUCACGUUGCGCGGCUUCGACCACAUCAGCCACCUGGGCGGUUCAACGGCCGAGGAGCUCGACGGCGUGAUAGAUUCACCGGCGUUGAGAGCUGCCACACGUCGCUUGCUGGCGCGCGCGGCUCUAAUUCAGCCGAGGGCGAUAGAACUCGCCCCAGCGGAGCCAGCACCCCCAUCUGUUUCAUCGGCAGAGGGAUUCGCCGACACCAUAUCGCCACAAGUUGUGAGAGAGCUGGAAGAUCACGUGUCGGCUGAACUCAACAGCAUGGGCAUUGUGAAUUUCGACCGAGACGCGAAGCCCAUGGACGUCAUCCGUAGACUGGCAGCAGCGAAAGCUCGAGGGCAGAACCCGCAUAGCGUUCUGCAAGAACGCGUUUGCCUCCUGAAGACGGAGUCUGCCAGGGCUUCGCUAGCCAGCGUGUCGAGUGCCCUCAAGGCGUGGCAUGCUUUCGCAGUGCAUAUUCUGGGAAUGCCCGCCCAGACAACUUUGCCGCCGCGCUCGGAGACCCAAGCGUGCGAAUUCCUUGCAAUAUUCCGGUCUGGGAAGACGGCCAGCAACUACAUCGGAUACGUGAAAUGGACAUGCGUACAUUUGAACUUGGACGUGUCGUGGCACGGGGGCGCAGUCCGCCAGACCUUAGCAGGUGUUCACAAGCGUUCUCUGCGGUACACGGGAGGGCCUGCCAGGGUUGCGCACUUGCUGACAUCAGCUGUUCUGAACAAGGUGAUCCAGUUGGCAGAUGCUGCACGGUUGUGCAAUGGAUUCCAGGAGCUGGUCGUCAUCAGCUGGGCUUUCCUCUUGCGGGUGCGGGCGGCCGAUAAGAAAUUAUCAGCAGGUGUUCAGUGGCACGAGGCUCGAGGAGCUGCUGAGGAGCUCGAGGAGUCUGAACCGAGUCAUCGCAAGUUGGCGCAAGAACGACAUGAGUCGGGUGCACCGGACAGUGGGCCCAGCUUGGUUAUCACCCCGCACACCUACGAGCUCGAGGACUGGGAGUUGGUGGAGGAACGAGGCAAGCAGCUCGAAGAUGGCAUCAACCAGCUCGCUCAGACUCUCCUCGUCGCAAAGGCGGCGGAGGGUCGGCAGAGUCGGCGGCGCGAGCAGGUGGCGAACAAGGCGGCGAUCCGCGGGGGCAGCUCCAGGACACAGGUCCUAAUUCCGUUCGUUGUAGCGAUGCUGACAGUUCAGUUGUCCCUGGUCUUCGGCGACAGCGAACAGGCGGAGUUAUUUUUUCCUGGCGGCGCAGCGGAGUGGGGCGCGCGCUCUGGAGCUCUCGGGUCUGACGGCGAGGCGCCUUCGCAGCCCCACAGCUACUUCCGCGUUGUCGAUGGCAGGCGCGGGCUGGGCGGCCGCAUUUCCAGCGGCGGGUGCAGCGGAGGUCUUCUGCUGCCCCAAUCUGCAUCGAACUUCUCCGGCGCCUUCGCAGUCACAUAG